Molecule: messenger RNA, 599 nt
Organism: Penaeus monodon (black tiger shrimp)
Lineage: Eukaryota; Metazoa; Arthropoda; Malacostraca; Decapoda; Penaeidae
Product: probable H/ACA ribonucleoprotein complex subunit 1
Exons: 5
Source: RefSeq, a predicted model, not a curated record
GGGGGAGGAGGAGGAGGAGGAGGAGGAGGAGGAGGAGGAGGAGGAGGAGGAGGAGGAGGAGGAGGAGGAGGAGGAGGAGGAGGAGGAGGGGGACGGGGGGGAGGGGGGAAGAUGAGGGAGUACGACAUAAUAGGAUUUGCACGCUCCUGUUCGGAGGGCAAAAGUAGGAGCAACAUUCAGCCCGUGUUGCAAACCCUGCGCUCUAACACACCGACAAAGGAAAACAAGACAAGGGAGUCACUCGUGAAAGAACUGCUAACAGCUCACUCGCAUUUGUUUCUUCCCGUGUACACAGGAGGAGCUUCCCUUCCUUCGCUUCUUGGCGGAGGAGGAGGAGGAGGAGGAGGAGGAGGAGGAGGAGGAGGAGGAGGAGGAGGAGGAAGAGGGGGGGGCGGGAGAAGGAUGUAGGAGGAUGGGGAAGGAGGGGAGGGAGGAACGGGGAAGGGUGGGGGGAUGGGGGGGGAUAAAGGGGAUAAAACCUGAUACAAUUCAACUCUCUCAGACCGGUUCUUGUCUGCCGAAAGAAAGGAAGGAAGAAGGGCGAGGAUAAAGAUGGGUGAAGGGAAAUGUGGGGAAAAAGAGGGAGAGGGAGAGGGAGA